Pogonomyrmex barbatus (red harvester ant) is the source of this 1024-nucleotide messenger RNA. Its product is annotated as odorant receptor 9a-like. Gene Ontology annotation, biological process: detection of chemical stimulus involved in sensory perception of smell; sensory perception of smell. Gene Ontology annotation, cellular component: plasma membrane. Gene Ontology annotation, molecular function: odorant binding; olfactory receptor activity. NCBI's taxonomy places the organism in Eukaryota, Metazoa, Arthropoda, Insecta, Hymenoptera, Formicidae. The record is from RefSeq and is a predicted model, not a curated record.
GCCUAAUGGUGAUCUUGCCUUCCAUCGAACUUUACAUGGGUUGUACCGAUGCCGAACAGAACGUAGACGCUCUCAUGUUAAUUUGUUGUGGAAUACUUGGUAUGCUGAAAACAGUAUGGUUUCGUAUUUACGCGAGGAAUUUGACUCACAAUUAUGACUCCGCUCUGAACGAUUAUCUGAUGAUUGAAAACGCAAAACAGCGGGCUAUCAUGCGCAAACAUGCUUCUACGGGAAGAAUUCUUUGCUGUUCCAUGCUGUGUUUCUCUUAUUUUAGUUGUAUAAUAUAUGCGCUAAUCCCUCUCUUUGGUGGUGAUAUUAGUAAGCAGAUAAAUGUAACAAACGAGAUCGUAUUGGAGUAUACCGUUCCGUCGAGAUGUGCUUUGGAAUAUUUUAAUACUCCAACGAGCAUGCAUAAAAUCUUCUGUCUCAUCGAAGCUAUCUCCCUUAUUUUAACAAGUACUACUAAUCACGGUAAUGAUUCUAUGUUUCUCAAUAUUACACUGCAUGUUUGUGGUCAAAUGGAAGUUUUAAAAACCAAGUUUAUCGAUUUUGAUGUUACAAGACCGCAAGUUUAUGAGCGUUUUAAUUUACUAAUUAAAAGACAUAGUUACCUCAUAAGAAUGGCCCGAGAACUUGCGGAUGCAAUUAGUUUUGUUUUAGUGAUACAAUUAUUUAUUAUCAGCGUACAGUUAUGUAUUACAGGAUUUCAAUUUAUUCUAGCAAUAAAAGUCAAUGACACUGUUAUGGCCACAAAAAGUAUAAUGGUACAGGGUACCUUUCUAAUACAAUUAUCGCUAUAUAGCUUUAUCGGGGAUUAUUUAAAAUCCCAAAUGGAAGAAAUAGGGCCUUCGAUUUAUCAAAACGUUUGGUACAACUUUCCUACUAAACUGAUGAAAGAUUUAAUCUUCAUUAUUAUGCGAACAGAAUGUCCUGUUACAUUACGAGCUGGAAAUUUCAUUGUGAAUUUUCUAAACAUAAAUUUCAAGAUGAUACAGGAUCAAUCUUGAGCAUGAUAAAGUUUUUC